AACGCCACCGUCUUCAACAGUAGGCUCCUAAUCUUAGAAACGAAGUUCUCCAUCGGAAAAACCUCUCUUCUUCACUCUCUCUACCGUCAUAAUCAUCAAUUUCAGGUUCUUUCACGUUUAUCGAAUUACAUGGCUUUCUCUCUGCUGCUACACAAAUGUCAUCCCCGAUUUAUCACAAACCGGUGGCUUACUACAGGAGCCGAACCGAUUCGUUCAGAAUUUGCUGGACCUAACGCUUACGAGCUUCUAGGUGUAUCAGAAACAAGCUCCUUUGAUGAAAUCAAAAAUUCUUUUCGUAAAUUGGCUAAGGAGACUCAUCCUGACCUUGCUCAUUCCACGCACAAUUUCUCUACUUCCAAGCGAUUCGUUGAAAUACUUGCUGCAUAUGAGAUUCUAUCCGAUUCUGAGAGGAGAGCGCAUUAUGACGAGUAUCUCUCAUUUCAGAAAGCACUUGUUCAUAUGCAUUCUAGACAAGGUUCUAAAAUGUGCAUGUAUGAAUCAUAUAGCACGGAAAUCAAGGAAAUGGAAGUUGUUGAAUGGUUAAAGUGGUAUAGACAAACAAUAAACGACAUAUUGGCUGAAAAAAGGGUAGUAUCUGGAUCAGGCUAUUUGGAUGCACUGGAAAGAGAUUUCUACUCAGCAUUACAUUUAGCAUUCUACGGCCCUGAGAUUGAGUCAGAUCUCCUUCCUGAGUUUUUUGAAGCUGAGGAGCGAUCAGUAUAUGAAACAGCUGAGGUUCUACACCUGGUUUCUGGGCGAGAUCUUUUCGGGAUGGUCUGUUUAGCAAAAAAUGUCCCUGAACUGUCACAUGCUUCUAUGGAGAGACUGGCAUCCUUAGAAGCAGACUUAUGUCAUUCCCUUGAAAAUAUCCCCAUUAAAAUGCAUUCGGAGACGGCUGCUGCUGGUUCUGAUAAAAAGCAAUUGAGAAGUUCCAAUUACUAUACAUCAGAUGCAUACAGAGACUUAGAAUUGCAUGUUGGAGGGAGGCUUGUUGCUAUGGCAACAAGAGUUCCACCUAGGAGUAGAUAUAAUGGGAUACAGAAUGAAGGUAUUGAUGACUGCAUUCAUGUUUACCUCAGCUCACAUGACGUCCCCAAAAGUAACUUAAUGGACUUCGGAUUGAAGUCUGUCAUUCCACUGGGAAUGAUAAAAGGGUUGGGGACCAGUCCUGAAGAAGGUCCUUGCGAUGUUUACGACAACAACGGUGUGAAAACCCAUGAGAUUAUGAAGCAUCGAACAUUACUGGUAAGACACAUGCACUGGUAUCAAUUAGGAGAUGAAGUAUUAACCUGUGAGUGCAGAUGCAGCAAAGCUAAGCUACCUCCGAGCAAAUUCUGGCUAUUUGAACCUCGAUGUGGCAUGCAUGACAUUGGAGGUUGGUAUGUGGAGACGUUUGGCAGAGAUAAGAAAGGCCGAAAUGUGCCAUCUCAGAGGUAUUGGGAUGGCUUGGAGGCAAAUGAUCACUUUGAGAAGAGAUUACAUCCAGCAAUGUACUUGCUUGCUCUUGCCUACAGUACUCUAGAUAUUGAACAUUCAAGGAGAAAUAAACAAAGAAUGAAGGAUCUUAUGGAGUUGAACUUAUCUAGAAUUUUCAGCUGGUGCAAGCGACUAGUACGCUAAGGCCUAGUGACAUUCAGCUCUAUCAUCAUAUCCUUGUUCAGCCCCAGAAGUUAUUAGGGAACUGUACUUGUUUUUGAUAAAGGUAACAAAUCUAUACUCCAUUAGCACAAAGGCAAUGUUAAAAGCCAUAUUUACAAUUCUCAAAAAGAGCUGAUGAACAGGUGACACACUUGUUAAAGAAUUCUCAUAUAAGCUAGGGCGUCGAUUAGGAUGGCUCGUGGAUUGAUGAGCAAACACCAUGAGGCUUGAAUACGACCGAUUUUGUUUCUUAUAUGGUGCCAUUGAUUCACCAAGCACAUUGAUGCAGCUUAAACUCUUUUAACUGCCAAUGAGAUUGCUGUCCUGCUGCAUUCCUGGUCUCUUAUUUUUGGUGCCACGACCUAUAUUGGUUACUAGAUGGAGUAAAUUGAAUUGCUGAAGCACCAUCAAGAAUGAUACUCCGUUAGUGUGAAGAACUACAUGCGUACUGCCUUUGGCUUGGUCUUUGGUGACACAACAUAAUGCUAAACUAUGCUGAUCCUCAUAUCUUGAAAGCCAUAUUUGGAUCAUAACAUUAUGUCCCAUAAAAGGCAUUUGAUGCCUUAUGUAGAAACCAAGUAACACCUCAAGCCAAAGGAGUGAAGCAUUGAGAUUUCGGAGAGAAGCAAUGGUGUUAGCACAGAUGACAACAAUUAUAAUUCUCGUGUGCUGGCUUGCAUUGCAGGUAGAUUUUUGGUCAGAUGAUUGAUGUGCACUUGCUAUAUACUAUUUAUGAUUCUUGAACUUUUGUGCUUGUUAUACACAGUUUAGAACAUCAAAUAGUUCUCUAUGAAAAAUAACACAGUAGUUAGUUACUGGUUUAGUAUAUUUGAGUUCAAUUACACAAAUCUUGUAAACAGUUCUACAGUGGUUUUCUUAUCAUUUUAUUUAAGUGGGUCUUCCAUUUCCAAUACCGCA
Solanum pennellii is the source of this 2556-nucleotide messenger RNA. RefSeq lists its product as uncharacterized. Bases 130 to 1620 code for a protein of 496 amino acids. The record is from RefSeq and is a predicted model, not a curated record. The transcript has 5 exons. NCBI's taxonomy places the organism in Eukaryota, Viridiplantae, Streptophyta, Magnoliopsida, Solanales, Solanaceae.